This is a messenger RNA of Colletotrichum tamarilloi, 252 nucleotides long. RefSeq lists its product as uncharacterized. The transcript has 3 exons. Bases 1 to 252 code for a protein of 83 amino acids. Lineage: Eukaryota; Fungi; Ascomycota; Sordariomycetes; Glomerellales; Glomerellaceae. Gene Ontology annotation, biological process: intracellular transport; protein secretion. The record is from RefSeq and is a predicted model, not a curated record.
AUGACACAGACCGCCCUAUUCAACUUCCAGUCGCUCCUCCUCGUCAUUCUCCUUCUCAUUUGCACAUGCGCAUACGCGCACCAGCUCAUGCCCGCCAUCAUGGACCGGAACAAGGACGGUAUCAUGGGCAUAUUUUGGAAAUUCGCAAGAGUAGGCGAACGGUUAAGUCCAUACAUCAGCUUAUGCUGUGUCGUCAUGGCGGCAAGACUCUCCCUCCCCCAACUACUCCCCUCUGCGAUUCUAACUGGGUAA